CGCUCUCUCACGCUUUCAUCAGCAAUCUUUCUUCAGUCUAUCCAUUAGUUUGGCCGGACAUCUCUGAAAAGAGAAACAAAUCAGCCCCUCUUUGAUAUAACGGAAGUUUUUGGAAAUCGAACAGAACCCCACAAUGGCCGCUAUCCAGCUCAACUUCACUCUCCGCACUUCCGCCAACUGCAAGACGGUGCACUUGCUCGGCUCCUGGGACAACUACCAGGGCCAACUCCCGCUGUCCAAGGAUUCCAAGAAAGCCGGCGGCUGGGUCGGAUGCUUCAAGUUCCAGGGCGCCACUCUGAAGCAGGGCCAGCGAUACUGGUACUACUACAUCAUCGACGGCUACCACGUCUCGCACGACCCCGCCCGCGAAUUCACCACCGAGCCGACCACGGGCCGCAAGCUCAACAUCCUCGACAUUCCCGCCAAGAAGUCGUCGACGACCACCUCGUCCCGUUCGUCGCAGCGCGAUUCCCGUCGCAUCAGCAGUUCCUCCAUCCCCAAGGGGCGUGCCCUCUCCCCCUCGAGGAUCGCUGCUCCGCGUCCCCAGCGCCCGCACGAGACUCGCCAGGUCAUCAACACGCAGUACGACAAGGCGACGCUCGAGGCCCUGACGAGCCGCCUCGCCAACCAGUCCAUCUCCGACGACUCCGACUCCGACUCGUACAUCGACUCGGACGACGAAUCCGACGUGCCGUCGCUGACGUCGCGCUCGUCCAACAGCUCCUCCCCCUCGAGCAUCAGCAGCUCCUCCAGCUGCUGCACGUGCGAGCGCUACGGCAUCACCCGCUCGGGCGACCGCGUCAAGCUCGACUGCGGCGGCGCCCGCUGCGGCUCCAGCGACGACUCCGAGGACUGCUCCUCCGAGGACGAGUACUGCCACGACUACGCGGCCAAGACGACCCGCCGCCAGGGCGUCAUCAUCCGCUCUUGAAGUGCGCAAUAGCGGACAACCUGUAUCUCGACCAUUUGUGACAAUACUUCUUUCGAAUUCGACUUUUCCAUUCUUUUCUGUUUAUAUUUAAAGAUUUAUUAGCCUCCGGGGCUUACU
This is a messenger RNA of Westerdykella ornata, 1048 nucleotides long. RefSeq lists its product as uncharacterized. The record is from RefSeq and is a predicted model, not a curated record. The transcript has a single exon. Bases 134 to 931 code for a protein of 265 amino acids. NCBI's taxonomy places the organism in Eukaryota, Fungi, Ascomycota, Dothideomycetes, Pleosporales, Sporormiaceae.